This is a messenger RNA of Glycine soja, 896 nucleotides long. RefSeq lists its product as uncharacterized. Gene Ontology annotation, cellular component: chloroplast thylakoid. The transcript has a single exon. The record is from RefSeq and is a predicted model, not a curated record. Lineage: Eukaryota; Viridiplantae; Streptophyta; Magnoliopsida; Fabales; Fabaceae. The coding region runs from base 41 to 550 and encodes 169 amino acids.
UGCGAGUGGCCACACGUAGAGGAUCAGUGAGGUUGUGGCAAUGGUUUGUGCAAUCUCGUCAUCACCGUUCUCAACUCUCUCGUUUCGGCGUCUCGUCGUACGCAAUGCGACGCCGUCUCCGUGCAAGCCGCGUGCCGUUAAACCCUUAACGGCACUUCCGAGCGCGGGGCGGAGGCAGUUGCUGUUUUUUCUGACGGCGACGACGGCGUUGACGGCGAGGGAAGCGGCGUCCGUGGCGCAGGACAUUCCCUUGUUCGGGAUACGGAAGAGUCUGAAGAAGGUGGAGGAGGAAGCGGAGGAGAUUGUGAGAGAGGGAUUUGAGGCUGCGGAUAAGGGAUUGGUGGCGGCGGAGAAGGGGCUGGAGACGGCGGAGAAGGGGUUGGUGGCGGCGGAGAAGGGGAUAGAGGAAGCGGAGAGGGAGAUAGAGGAGACGGUGAGUUUUGGGGGGUUGGCGCAGGCGGGAGCGGUGGCGGGAGCGGAGGUUUUUGGGAUUUUGGUUGCAACGGCAGUGGUGAACGGUAUUUUGGGUCCUGAAGCUCAAAAAUCGUGACUCGUGAGUUGGUCAUAACUCAUAAGUAAUUAUCAGUACAUUGUUGUUGUCCAUCGAUAUCGUAGUGUUAAGUGUUCAAUUGGAUAUGUUUUUGUGGAAGUUGAUCCAGUCACUUUGUAAGAAUGUCCGCUUUACGUGUUCAUGUUUGUAGCUUUGUGAUCAUAUCGUUUGAAUGAAUCAAUGCAUCUAGAAUCCAAUAGCAUUGUUCCUAUGCAUAGAAAUUGUUCGUUAUCAUAGUAUUUUUUGUUGACUUUUAGCCUUAUGGACUAUGAGACUACUAAAGUAUUAAGCAUAAGCAAUUCCUGUUCCUCACAAAUCUUGUGAUCAUAUAGAUGAUAAUUUACUA